Plasmopara halstedii is the source of this 1446-nucleotide messenger RNA. RefSeq names its product meiosis-specific nuclear structural protein. The transcript has a single exon. The record is from RefSeq and is a predicted model, not a curated record. NCBI's taxonomy places the organism in Eukaryota, Oomycota, Peronosporomycetes, Peronosporales, Peronosporaceae. Bases 1 to 1446 code for a protein of 481 amino acids.
AUGGCGUUCCCGUACCCGAUUAACACUCGCGUCACUUCGCGUACUUUUGAUAAAAUACAAUGCGAUCGUCGACGACAAGAAUUGGAGCAUAAUGCUUUAAAAAAGUUUACGCAAAAUAAUCAAUUACAGACGCUACAGAAUCAGUCAGACGUUAAUGUGGCAUUUCGUCGUCGUACGAACUAUGCGGCUCAAUUGUCAGCUGAACGCAUGUUUGAUGAGACUCAUAUGCAAAAUCAAAGCGAUCGACACCGUGCUGAACGUGAGAAACAACAGAAUGAGGCGCUAGCAUGUGCACUUGAAACGAAUUACAAGGUUCAAGAACAAGAAGAGCGAAAUGUGCAGCGAAUUUGUGAGGCUAGUGAAGAGCUACGCGAACUUGAAUCAUUCCUUAAAACGGCUUAUAUGAAUAAAGAUCGAGCUAAGCAGCAACUUGAGCGUGAAAUGCUUGCAGCUCGAGAUCGUCAGCGUGAAAUGGCAAUUGAACAGCAAAUGGAGUACGAUCGUCAACGCGCACUUGUUGAAUAUCAAAAUGAAGAGGUGAGAAAACGAGUUGAGGCUGAAGAGGGCAAACGGGUACUUCAGACUCAAAUGAUUCAGCGUCAGGAGUUACGACGUGAGGCUCAACUUGAGGCAGAUGGAGAGCGACAGAAAAUUGAACAGCUCAUGCAGCAGGUUGAGCUUGAGGAUGCUGCAGAGAUCGCACGUCGAGAUAAAGCACGUGAAGAAACACGUGAGAUGAUCACGCAAACUCUUCGAGAACGCGAUCGUGUGAAACAGGAACAAGUGGCGGUUAUACGACAGGAAGACGAAGCUAUUGCGAGGUACCAACGACACAUAGCAGCCCGUGAGGCAGGUAUUAAAGCUGCUACAGACGUUAAAAAAGCACAGGAAGAUGCCAUGUUUCGUGCUGUGGAAGCCGAGAUUCAAGCUAAUAUGCGCAAGGAUGAAGAAAUUGAACGUUUGCGCGAUCAAUUAUGGGAAGAAGAAUUGUUGCUGAAAAAGCGUGCAGAGGAGGAUGAAAAACGAGCUGCAAAAGAAAAAGCAAAGGAUGAGAUGAUACGUAGCAAUGAAAUGCAAAUGCAGCUCAAACAGGAAUUGCGUGCUCGUCAACGUGCUGACGAAGACGCGUUUAAUGAAAUGCUUAAGGAAAGAUUUCGAUCUGAGGAACGCCGAGAAAUGGAGCUUGCCGUAUUUCGUCGAAAACAGCGCGAGGAAUUUGUUGGUGAGAUUGCACGCCACCGUGCACUUAAGCAAGAAAUGGUGCAUGCUGAACUUGAGCGCGAACGACACGAACGGGAGCGUCAGGAGCAGGAUGAAAACUAUCGACGCCAGGUGGUUGAGGCUGCGAAGCGGCGUUUACUGCGCGAACACGCCGAUGUGUUGCAAGAUUACUUGCCGCGUGCAUUGCGUCCGACCUCGUCUUCAAGCAAUUCUAUUAUUCGCUGA